AUGUAGGCUCGUAUUCAACAGCUAUCUAAACAUGUACCAGACAAGCGAAUUCACAACUAUGCUUUUUCUACACAAGCCAUCAUUGGAAGAGGCUCGUAUGGAGUAGUCUAUAUUGGUAGAAAUAUAGAUUCAGGAUAAACUGUUGCCAUUAAAGCGAUCGCCUUCCAACAAUAUUCUGCUGACAAUCAAGCCUUAUUAUAAAAAGAAAUAGAUAUAAUGAAAGACUUGGACUGUCCAAAUAUAGUUAGACUUAUAGAUGUAAUUACAACGGCUAAUAAUUGUUAUAUAAUUUCAGAACUCUGCACUGGAGGAGACCUUAAAGAAUAUAUGAAAAGAUCAGUAAUAGGACCAAUAGAGGAAUCAGCUGCUACUAAAAUAUUGAUAUAAAUAUUGCGGGGGAUUCUUUAAUCAUUUAAAAGAGGGAUCAUUCAUAGAGAUCUCAAACCAGCCAACAUUUUGGUGGCCAAUAAUAAUAUAUUCAAGAUAGCAGAUUUUGGAUUUGCCAAACGAUUUGAUAAAUUAGAUGAAGAUUUGAUGACUUCUCUUGUUGGAACUCCUCUCUACAUGUCUCCACAAGUAUUACUUAGAAAGUAAUACACUUCUAAAUGUGAUGUAUGGUCUAUAGGAUUAAUCUUCUAUGAAAUGAUCGAAGGCAAAACCCCUUGGAAUGUUAGAGAUAUAUUAGAUCUAGUUAAUAAAUAAAGAAAUUAAAAAAUCGCUUUUUCCAAAAAAAUUUCAAAGCCAGCUUAGUAAUUCAUAACCGGUUGCUUGGCAUAUGAAGAAAAUAAUAGAUUCGGUUGGGAACAAGUCUUUACUCAUCCUUUAUUUGAAAAUGCCUUUGAGAGGCAACCAAAAAAAGAAACCAUAUAAUAAGUUUAACCUCAACCUUAAAAUCCAUAAGCAUAGGCAUAAGCUUAAAUCCAACCUCUUUAAUCAUUCACAGAAUUAAAGUUAAUAACCCUCUUAGAACAAGAAUUGCUCAAAAUAGUAACAAGCUUCAAUGCAUUAACAACAAAUUUAAUAAAGGUGUUUUCUUAAACACAACCAUCUUAGUAGUUAUAAUAGAUGAUCUCAAAUUAAUAAUAAAAGGCCAUAAUUUAACCAUUAAAACCACAAGCAUAACAAUUUUCUAACACUUAAAACUUAACUCCAUAGGAAGCCAAAUAAAAUAAAUCAAUGCAAAUAAUUCCCAAUGUCAGUCCCUCGGAUGAUAAAAUAAAAAGAAAUACGAUAUCUCCUCUUUAAUUGCAUGUUGACAACAGAUAGGUUUAAUUAAUUAAAGGGAAGCAUUAUCUAAAAACUCAUGCUUCCCCUUAAAAUGAAGAGGAAAACAAAAACAAUGUAUCUAACUAAAAAAUCACAAGUUGCUAAACUCAACCCAAUACUUAAAAGAAGGACAGAACAGUAAGUGUUGUCCACCAUAAGGUUGAAUCACAGUAAACUACAAGUAGGUAUAGUGACAAUAAGCAAUGUCGAGAAGAUCAAUAUAAAUCAGAAAGAAAUUAUUGUCCUCCAAAGCACCUUUAUCAACAUUCUGAUCCAAAGUUUUUAUUUCACAGGCAAUCAUCUGAAAAUGAUGAAUUUACUAUCAACAGGAUGUUAAUCUAAAACUAAAUAGAAUUUUUGUUGUUUCUAAAAAAACUUAGGGAAUAACUGUUAGAAUUCUAUGGCAACUAUUCUAGUUAGGUAUCAACUGUCGAAAAAUUGUCCUUUAUUUUACUAAAAAAUGUGAUGAUCAAAACUACAGACAUAAAAUCAAAUCUAAUUGACAAAUAAAUUAAUAUCUUAGAUUUGAGAGAUUUUGAGCAUUUUAGAAUGACAGAAUCAUUUAGAAACUUAGAAAAAUCUAUUUUAGAAAUUCAUUUCGAAACAUUCAAUCAAUUCUAAGAGACCUUCUUACAUUUAAAUGAAAAUCUAAAUUUAGUUAUGUAGGAUACAGAUUUUUUAGAAAUAUUUAAUAACAAUUUUGAGUAUUCCAUACACUUUGUUAAAUUUGCUUACAAUUUAACUGCCUAAUUUAUUAGAUCAUUUUUAUAUGAUUAAGUACUAGAAUGUUCCAAUGUGAAAAUUGUCAACUUUACAUUCCUACUUGGACAAUUAGCCUAAUACUUAUAAUAAAUGUCAUUCUCUCCAAAUGAUGUGAAUAAACUAUUGAGUAAUUGCCGUAGUUUUAAGGAGGAUUUCAGAUUAAAAAGAGUUGAAUGUCUCAACUUGAUGGAGAAACUAAUAGUUAAAUACAAUUGA
Molecule: messenger RNA, 2244 nt
Organism: Paramecium tetraurelia
Lineage: Eukaryota; Ciliophora; Oligohymenophorea; Peniculida; Parameciidae
Exons: 6
Biological process (GO): peptidyl-serine phosphorylation; autophagy; protein autophosphorylation
Cellular component (GO): cytoplasm; autophagosome
Molecular function (GO): ATP binding; protein serine/threonine kinase activity
Source: RefSeq, a predicted model, not a curated record